This is a messenger RNA of Nematostella vectensis (starlet sea anemone), 3312 nucleotides long. RefSeq names its product adhesion G-protein coupled receptor D1. The record is from RefSeq and is a predicted model, not a curated record. Gene Ontology annotation, cellular component: membrane. Gene Ontology annotation, molecular function: G protein-coupled receptor activity. Gene Ontology annotation, biological process: adenylate cyclase-activating G protein-coupled receptor signaling pathway; cell surface receptor signaling pathway. The coding region runs from base 213 to 2717 and encodes 834 amino acids. NCBI's taxonomy places the organism in Eukaryota, Metazoa, Cnidaria, Anthozoa, Actiniaria, Edwardsiidae. The transcript has 20 exons.
AUUAGCCUUGAGAACGAGGUAUGAAAAGUUUGCUUUGGGCGCAGAUGUUUUCCAGGCUGACUUGAGCAAACAGGAUGCACUGUGCUAUCUUGCAUUUGUAUGAAAACGCGAAUAGGAGUAGCUUUGACAAAUGUUUGUGUUGAGACGGCGAAUCACAAGGAGCAAGGAAAAGAACAAAACAUUUACACUCUGCUUUAACUCGAAUUAUCGCCAUGGGAAGGAUGAUGUUGUUAAAUUCCAUUGUGCUAGCUGUAACAAUUUUAAACCCGACGCUUGUGGAAGGUCCAAAGAAAAAAAAAACGGUUGUUUUAUUAAUAGGAAUCGACUCUACCUUCGAGAUCGAAGACGAAAAGUUUACUGAACAUAAAACCAUAAUAAAGGGAGUACUGGCUGGAAGCAGAGAUUUUACUGGAGUCAUUAUAAAACCCUCUGAUGUCGCGGUCGCUCUUUUUGAGUCAGCGAAUGCUUCCUUGGCAAUUCAAUUUGGCUCAUAUCACAACAUGACAUCAUUGGAAAAGGCAAUAACGAGCCUCGAUCGGAUAAAAUCUGCUAGCACUAAGAAUUUCAGUCUUGAUGGCCUUUUUGCCCUGCCCUAUAGCAAGACGCCGACUAUUGUUUUGAUCAUGAAGCAUGUUACCGCUUAUACAAAGUAUACUGGCGCACUUCCACCGACAGGGCUGCAAGCAGUUCCUAAGAUUUUAGUUUUCUUCAAUUUCGACCCGGUUUGGAAGGAUAAUCUUCAUUUCAAAGACAAUAUUAAAUAUGGCUCUGGUGUUGACGAAACCGACUUAUUGGAUUCAAUCAGAGAAAAUUCGGCCCUUUUACCGAUAUUAUCCUCCUUGCCCAAGUGUCUUCUCCCAUCAAGCGCUCCCAUCUUCUCAGCAGCUCCUACGCACGAACCCUACUCAACUAUGCUCUCCAUGACGUCACAAUAUCAGAUGACGUCAUCUACCCUAGUGACACCAUCCGCCCUGAAGACGGCCACUCAAGUGGCAUCUGUGACCAAUCCCAGCCAGGGAAUCAUUAGCCCAUCAGCAAGUAGCGGACAUGGUGUUACUAGCAGCAUUAUAAACGAGGGGAGGGAAGAGGUCUUAAAUGGUGUGAAAAAAGAGUAUUACCAAAUCAUUAACUAUAACGCAAGCAAGAUAGACUACACAAAUGAGACGUCAAUCAAGGAAUUCAUCGUACGAUCAGCUAAUUUGAUAAGAAAUUUGGAGGAACUACAGUCUGGGCUUCAAGAAACGAAUCUGAGCUCUAUGAGCGUCCUGGUAGCCAUAGAGCAAUAUUGCUUUGAUGUUGCCUACAAGAUGGGGAAUUCCUCAACAAAUAAAACUAUACGGAUCAGUACUUCAAACAUGGUCAUUGCUUUCGGCUCAGUUGCCGUAGCAACGUUUGAAGGAUUUCAACAUGGUAAUUUGGAAACAGAUUGGGGCUCUGUGGUCGUACCACGUGACGCAAUAUCGGGCUGGAGGACCAAAGGGUUUGCGAGAAUCAUGGCUAUGAUUGUCGACCCUCUCUAUGAAUUCCAGUCCGCUAAACAAACAGACAGCGAUAAAAACUCGAAGCUAUCAAGCCGGAUUAUCGCAGUGACGGUAGACCCGCCUCCGACACAACCGCUGACCAAACCGAUCGUCAUAACGGUUAGAAACAAUAAGACUUCAAACAACAGUGAAAUGGUCCCGAAAUGCGUCUUCUGGGACACCAAGAGACGCGGGUGGUCCUCAAGUGGAUGUCACUUGUCGUUCAGUAAUGCCACUAUCACAGAAUGCAAAUGUGAUCACAUGACUAAUUAUGCAGUGCUUAUGUCCAUUGGAGACAUGCCAAUCCCUGCCAAGCACACCCGAGCACUGUCAAUCGUUACAUACAUCGGCUGCACUUUGUCUAUACUCGGAGUCUUUCUCACUGUCGUCACCCUUAUCUCUCUCCCGGUCUUGCGCUCUGAAAGAACAAGGAUCCAUUGCAAUCUUUGCAUUGCUGUCGGCGUCUCGCAGAUCUUGUUCCUAGCGGGAGGAACGGAAGAGCUGGUUGAGAGUAAGGUUGGCUGUAAGCUAUACGCCGCGCUUAUGUUCUACGCGUUCAUGUCCGUGUUUUCAUGGAUGCUGGUUGAGGGCAUCCAUCUUUACCAGAUGAUCAUCAUUGCCUUCAUCACGCGCGCCAUGAUGAAAUUCUACUACUUCAUUGGAUGGGGUCUUCCAAUGUGUAUCGUAGUGAUUGCUUCAUGUAUAUCACAUAAAGGAUAUGGGACACCAAACUUUUGCUGGCUCUCUCUCACUGACCAUACCAUUUGGGCCUUCACCGGACCUGCGAUUGUAGUCAUCCUGGUGAACGCAGUGGUGCUUGGGGCGGUUCUGAGGCUUAGGACCAAACUGGAGAAUAAUGCGGAAGUCUCACAUCGUGUCAAGACAGGAGCUCGUGUGUCAAUAAUGCUUCUUCCCUUACUCGGCCUCAGCUGGAUCUUUGGUCUGUUCACCGCCAUGGAGGGUACCCUCGUGAUACAAUACAUUUUCGCUGCCACCAACUCCCUUCAAGGGCUGAUGAUUUUUGCCUUUCAUUGCGUCGGCAAUUCAGAGGUGAGAAAGGAGUUUCACCGAAAGACGUCGCACUGGACUUUGAUGAGAACCCUAUCAAGUGCAUCCUCCUCCGUCACACCUGCCACUCAGAGAACCGAUCAGGGUAUCUCAAUGAAGGAAGCAAACUCUUCCCGCAAGAGUUGUUAAACACCUGCAUCAAGGAUAUCCCUUCCAUCUACUUUUAUCGUUAUCAUCACCGUCUUCUUCAUCCUCAUCAUCACCGUAUUCGUCGUCGUCAUCCAUUGGUCGAUAUCUACUUCAUUAAUAUCAUCAUCAACAUCAUCGUCAUAUUCAUCAUCAUCAUCAUCGCCAUGCAUUGGUUGAUAUCUACUCAAUCCUUAUCAUCGUUGGCAUCAUUAUAUUAUCGUUGAUAUCAUCAUUGGCAUCAUCAUCACCAACAUCAUUAUCAUAAUAAUAAUUCAUCAUCAUCAUCAUCAUCAUCAUCAACAUCAUCAUCAUCAACAUCAUCAUCAUCAUCAUCAUCAUCAUCAUCAUCAUCAUCAUCAUCAUCAUCAUCAUCAUCAUCAUCAUCAUCAUCAUCAUCAUCAUCAUCACCACAUCUAUUAGUUGACAUGCAGAGACCGCCGCAGUCAUCAUAUCGCAUCAUCGUAGUUUUUAAUCAAUUAGAUUUAGCAAUAUAAUGAGUUGAACAACAUGUUCCGGGUAAAUCAUCAUUCUGGAAAAGAAAAAUGUAUUAUAUAUAUCAAGCAAAGAUUUUUGCCCAAUAAAAUGUUGGCACGUA